AUGAAUACCAGAGGCAUGUUUCUUUUGCUUGUUGCAAUGAUGGUUCUCGCAACACCAUCCAUUGCCAUAAGAGUCUUUCCCCUGAUGCCAAUAGUCGUUCCCGACCCACCGCCACCGCCUGUGCGAAGAAUUUUUCCCCCGAUGCCAAUAAUCGUUCCGGACCCUCCGCCACCGCCAAUGACAGUUCAUGAGGAAGAUCUGGAAAAACCAUUUGCUGAUGACGAAGUGAUCUUCGAUCUAGGAAAAUAUGGUGAAGCUGUUCAUCUCUUUGAGAAUUCCCUUUCGCCAUCAAAUGCACCAGCACCUACUCCUGUCCCAGAACCUGCACAUGAUCACAAACACAAACAUAAGCAUCAUCACAAGCAUGAGCAUGAAGAACACCAUCACAAGCAUGAACAUAGGGAUCAUCAUCACAGGCAUGAGCAUAAAGAGCAUCCUCAUCAUCCACAUGGUUCGCACCAUGAGCCGCAUGCAUUGCCAUUGCCACCAGUUUCUCCUCCGUUAACACCUGCACCUGCACCAGCACCAUACAAUUAA
This is a messenger RNA of Lactuca sativa (garden lettuce), 537 nucleotides long. The record is from RefSeq and is a predicted model, not a curated record. Lineage: Eukaryota; Viridiplantae; Streptophyta; Magnoliopsida; Asterales; Asteraceae.